This is a messenger RNA of Emericellopsis atlantica, 2751 nucleotides long. Its product is annotated as OPT oligopeptide transporter protein-domain-containing protein. Gene Ontology annotation, biological process: transmembrane transport. The transcript has 2 exons. Lineage: Eukaryota; Fungi; Ascomycota; Sordariomycetes; Hypocreales; Bionectriaceae. Gene Ontology annotation, molecular function: oligopeptide transmembrane transporter activity. The record is from RefSeq and is a predicted model, not a curated record. The coding region runs from base 1 to 2751 and encodes 916 amino acids.
AUGGCUUCCCACCAGAGGUCGCCUUUCCUCGACUCGCACGGCACCAGCCGUGUAGACGGUCCCUAUGGAUCCGUGUCGCAGACCCCCAGCCGCAACUGCUCGCCCGUGAGCGACAGCGAGACAGAAGACGAUACGCAUCCGUUGCGCCGAGUGUCCGGCACGUCGAGAAGCGCCCGCUCGAGACGGUCCGCACUGUCCAAGACGUCCUCCCGCAUAUCGGAGGAGCUUGAUGGCGCCAUGCUCGUGUCAGGCCUCGAAGGCCGCUUUGGCAUGACCGAGGCUCCCAUAGCCAGCGGGAUCAUUGAGGAGGAUAUGAAGAGCGAUGCCUCGGACGUGCCACUCUUUGGCGAGGAGGACACUAUCCAAGACGACGAAUCCAUCGGUUCCUUCCACGACGCUGCCGAGAACUCACCCCACGAAGCAGUCCGGGCCUCAGUGCCCCCAACGGACGACACGACGCUAUCGAUCAAUACGCCGCGUAUGUGGUGCUUGUCCGUGCUUUUCUCGAUACUCGGAUCAUCCACCAACCUGUUCUUCUCCUUGCGAUACCCCAGCGUUGCCAUUACGCCCGUCAUUGCGCUCUUGCUCGUCCACCCAUUGGGCCACCUAUGGGACAUUAUAUUCAAAAGACCGCAUGAUAUCGGAGAGGAGUUUAUAGACGGGCAGCGUACGCCGUCUGUCUUGGAGCGGGACGACCCGCUGCGGCCAAGACAAAGGCCAACAUCGUGGCGUCUCUGGCUGGCCCAGGGGCGGUGGAAUGAGAAGGAGCAUACUUGCGUCUAUGUGAGCAGUAAUGUUGCUUUCGGAUUCGCAUUUGCUACCGAUGUGAUUGUCGAGCAGACAAAGUUCUACAAUCAAGAGGCGCCCAUUUUGUACCAGCUGCUCUUGACGAUAUCGACGCAGAUCCUGGGGUACGGUUUCGCGGGCCUGACGCGACGCUUCCUCGUCCGUCCCAGCGGCAUGAUCUGGCCCGGCACGCUCAUGUCGGCUGCCAUGUUCGGCACCCUCCACAAGCAGGACAACAAGCCUGCCAACGGCUGGAAGAUUAGCAGAUGGAAUUUCUUCUACGCAGUGUGGGCCGGAGCCUCCUCCUUCUACUUCUUGCCGGGUCUUCUCAUGCCAGCAUUGAGUUACUUCAACGUCGUCACCUGGUUUGCCCCCAAGAAUGUGGUCCUUGCGAACCUCUUCGGCGUCUCGUCGGGUCUCGGCUUGUUCCCCGUGACAUUUGACUGGGCGCAGAUCACAUACAUCGGGUCGCCAUUGUUGGUGCCCUUUUGGGCCGCGGUCAAUGUCAUAGGAGGACUUGCCGUGGUGAUGUGGAUCGUCGCCCCGAUCAUGUACUACACGAAUGUGCGCUAUACCUCGUACAUGCCCAUCAUCUCGACCGCCGUAUUCGACAAUACGGGGAGUCUAUACAACGUCACCAGGAUUCUGACGCCCGAGUUUGUCUUUGACCGCGAGGCCUACCAGGACUACAGCCGCGUCUUCCUGCCUGUUACGUACAUGCUGAGCUAUGGCGUGCAAUUUGCUGGCCUGGCUGCUCUCCUGACACAUACCGCAUGUUGGCACGGGCAGGAUAUCUGGAGGACGUGGAAGAAGGCACUGGCCGAAGCCCGUGAGGAGGGCAAGGAAGCUGCCUACCAGUCUCUGCCUGGCUCUGCAGACGGUGAAUCGCCCCGUGGUGAUGGACCGCGCUUGUCGCAAGCUUCCUCCCACGGCGACGGAGGGCUCAUGAGCCGAGAAGAUAUACACUGCCGCUUGAUGAAGAGAUACCGCGAUGUGCCCAUGACGUGGUAUCUGCUCACGUUUGUAUCCAUGGCUGCCAUUGGCAUGUUCAUCGUCGAAUACUACCCAGUCCACCUGCCCUGGUACGGCCUCCUGCUCUCUCUCGCCAUCGGCGCCAUCUUCUUCAUACCCAACGGCAUCAUCAUGGCCGUCACCAACCAGCACUCCUCCAUCUACCUCAUCUGCCAGCUGAUCUGCGGCGCCGUGUUCCCCGGUCGCCCCAUCGCCAACAUGGUCUUUGUCACCUACGGCUACAUCUCCUCUGCCCAAGGCAUCAAGUUCGCCUCGGACCUCAAGCUCGGCCACUACAUGAAGAUUCCCCCACGCACAAUGUUCACCGUCCAGGUCGUCGCCACACUGGUAUCGUCCGUCACGCAAAUCGCCGUCCUCAACUGGAUGUUUGCCAACGUCCGGGGUCUCUGCACGUCGGAGGCUGUGAACGGAUUCACCUGCCCCAUCGCCCGCGUCCAUUUCAACGGCUCUAUUCUGUGGGGUGUCGUGGGCGUGAAUGAGUUCUUUGGACCCAACGCCAUCUAUCGGGCGCUUGUCUGGUGUUUCCCGCUCGGUGCGAUCCUGCCCAUCCCGCUGUGGCUGUAUUCCAGAAACAAGAAGCGUUCCAUCAUUCGCAAGGUGAACCUACCCAUUAUCUUUGGCGCCAUGUCCUGGAUUCCGCCGGCGACGGGUCUCAACUUUUCCGUCUGGGCCCUGGUCUGUUACAUAUUCAACUACCACAUCAAGCGCCGCGCCAACGCUUGGUGGGCCAAAUACACAAUGACGCUCAGUGCGGCCCUAGACUCGGGCCUGGCGUUUGGCAUCCUCAUUGUGUUCUUUGGCUUCAUCUAUCCCGGCUGGAUGAGCAACUUCAGCUGGUGGGGGACAGAAGUAUACAAGCAAGGCUGCGAUUGGCAGGCCUGCUCCUACAGAACGGUCCCGGAGGGGGAGACCUUUGGUCCGGACAGGUGGUGA